GCCGCCCGGGGGGCCGCUCCCAGAUCGGUGGAACAGUCGGGGAUGGGCGAUGACUUUUCAGGUUUGGGGGUGGCGGAGGGAAGACGCGUCUCAGGUUUUGGCCUGGGUGCCCGACGCCGAGGGCGGGAGAGGUGCAGCGAUGCCGCGCGGGACCCCGGCUACAAAAGACCCCACAGCUGUAGAGAGAGCAAACUUGUUAAACAUGGCUAAAUUGAGUAUCAAAGGACUCAUUGAAUCUGCUCUAAGCUUUGGCCGCACUUUGGAUUCUGACUAUCCCCCCUUGCAGCAGUUCUUUGUUGUUAUGGAACAUUGUCUGAAACACGGUCUUAAAGUAAGAAAAUCAUUUUUGAGUUAUAACAAAACUAUCUGGGGCCCCUUGGAACUGGUGGAGAAGCUGUACCCAGAAGCAGAGGAAAUAGGAGCCAGUGUCCGGGAUUUGCCUGGUCUCAAGACCCCCCUGGGUCGUGCAAGAGCAUGGCUUCGAUUAGCCCUCAUGCAAAAAAAAAUGGCUGAUUACCUGCGUUGCUUAAUUAUUCAGAGGGAUCUCUUAAGUGAAUUUUAUGAGUAUCAUGCACUAAUGAUGGAAGAAGAAGGAGCAGUAAUUGUUGGGCUGCUGGUUGGCCUGAAUGUGAUAGAUGCUAACCUAUGUGUAAAGGGAGAAGAUUUAGACUCACAAGUUGGAGUGAUUGAUUUUUCCAUGUAUUUAAAGAAUGAAGAAGAUAUUGGAAAUAAAGAAAGGAAUGUUCAGAUUGCUGCCAUAUUAGACCAGAAGAAUUAUGUUGAAGAAUUAAAUAGACAACUGAACAGCACAGUCAGCAGUCUCCAUUCAAGAGUUGACUCAUUAGAAAAGUCAAAUACUAAGCUGAUUGAAGAGUUAGCAAUAGCAAAAAAUAAUAUCAUUAAACUCCAAGAAGAAAAUCAUCAAUUACGAAGUGAAAAUAAAUUGAUUUUAAUGAAAACACAGCAGCACCUGGAGGUUACCAAAGUGGAUGUGGAAACUGAGCUUCAAACAUACAAGCAUUCUCGGCAGGGGCUGGAUGAAAUGUACAACGAAGCCAGAAGGCAGCUUCGAGAUGAAUCUCAGUUAAGACAGGAUGUGGAAAAUGAGCUAGCGGUACAAGUUAGUAUGAAACAUGAAAUUGAACUUGCCAUGAAGCUGUUGGAGAAAGAUAUCCAUGAGAAGCAGGAUACUCUGAUAGGCCUUCGGCAACAACUAGAGGAAGUUAAAGCAAUUAACAUAGAAAUGUAUCAAAAGUUGCAGGGUUCUGAAGAUGGCUUGAAAGAAAAAAAUGAAAUAAUUGUCCGACUAGAAGAAAAAACCAAUAAAAUUACUGCAGCCAUGAGGCAGCUGGAGCAAAGAUUGCAGCAAGCAGAGAAGGCGCAAAUGGAAGCUGAAGAUGAAGACAAGAAAUAUCUGCAAGAGUGUCAGAGUAAAUCCGACAAUCUGCAGAAACAGAUCUCCCAAAAGGAGAAACAGCUGGUGCAGCUGGAAACUGAUUUGAAGAUUGAGAAGGAAUGGAGGCAGACUUUGCAGGAAGAUCUUCAAAAGGAGAAAGAUGCCUUAUCUCAUCUUAGAAAUGAGACCCAACAAAUCAUUAGUCUUAAAAAAGAGUUCCUUAACAUCCAGGAUGAAAAUCAGCAGUUGAAAAAAAUAUAUCAUGAACAGGAGCAAGCUCUUGAAGAACUUGGCAACAAACUUAGCGAAUCAAAACUUAAAAUAGAAGAUAUAAAAGAAGCCAACAAAGCAUUGCAGGGACUGGUUUGGUUGAAGGACAAAGAAGCAACACAUUGUAAACUUUGUGAAAAGGAAUUCUCACUCUCUAAGAGAAAGCACCACUGUAGAAACUGUGGGGAAAUUUUCUGUAAUGCUUGCUCUGACAAUGAACUGCCUUUGCCUUCUUCACCAAAGCCAGUACGGGUUUGUGAUUCCUGUCACGCAUUGCUGAUCCAGAGAUGCUCAUCUAAUUUGCCGUAAGACUCCAGAAUUAAGUCCUUAUGUAUGAAAGUACCUACAAUGAACGGUUAAUGUAUGAACCAUGUACAUGAUGUUAUUUAGACAGCCCUUCUUAAGCAGCUUUCAGACUGUAUUGGUACCAGUUUUAUCUUCCAUGUAUUCAGUUCAUAGGAAUUAGAAGCUGUAGAAUAGCUCAUUGUUAUUCAAAAAGAACUUUCAACAGGGCAUGCUUUAAAAUAACUUAAUUCCUAAUUGAUGUAAUAAUCAUGUAACUUAUAAAGCCACCAGAAAGGCCAGAUAGCAGAGCUAACACACAUUUGCCUUAUUUUGUAAAGGCCUUCUUAAAAACAGGGAUUCAGAUUCUUUUAUUCUGCAUAUUGUCAAGUUGGUAUUUGAUGGUGCCUGUAAUUUUAAUGCACUUUAAAGCUUCACAGUUCUCAGAAAGAUCAGAAAUGCAUUGAACUUUUUACAAGUAUUAAUAUUCCAGUUCAACAGACUUUCAUUAGCUUGCUAAGGUUUCAACCUUAAUUACUUGUGCUUUCUGCCCCACUUCCUUUGCCCAUUUUGCAUUAGAAAAGGCCAAUUAUUUUAUUCUAUAAAAUUUCCUUUUGGUCUUCUUCUAAUCAAUGUAUUUAUUGAUACUUUUCAGAUAUAGUAGGUUAAAGAGGUAUUAUUUUACCUUAACUUUUUCCUUAUUUUGAAAGGAAGUUAAACCAGCCUUUUACAUUAAGUUGUUACUUGCACAACUUUCCAUAUGCUACACCUGACUCGCCAAAUUGCUGACUUUUUUAGGGAGGGCUCACACCUCUUCAAAUUAAAAAGGAAAAAAUCCAUCCCCAGAAAAAAAAUGUUUAUUAAUAGUAAGCGAUUACAGGCUCCUGAUUGAUUCUCCUCUAAGCAUUAAAGGAGAAACCUCAAAUAGUUUGCCUUUGAUAGGAUUUGAGUAAUUAAAAAUUUUAUUCUAUUUCCAUUCCAGUAACUUUUAGGAAGCAUUACAAUGUAGUGACCCACUACUGCAGUUAUGUAUAGAGUGAAGUAUCAGCCCUGCCAUGAAAUACUUGAUCUCUUUCAAGCAUGAAAGACUUAAUAAACACUAAUCCCAUUUUACCAUACUUCUAGCACACCAAGAAUAUGUAAAAUGUUACCCUUGUAUAAUUCUUUGAACUGCAUCACCACUUGGGAGAUCUCCCCCCGCCCCCCCGCUUUGGUAUUAACUUCAGCCAUGCACUUUAAGUCUGUGAACCUUCCAAACAGGUUAGAUAGGAAUCUUUGGUUACUCCCUAGGAGCAUUACAUUUAGUGAAUUAAUCAUGUCCACCCCCCCUCCCACCUAAGAUGGGGUAACUUCUUCUGCAGGAUCCUUUCCUCAGAGUAUAUAUACUUUCACUAGGGUUUAAAAUUAAUUUUCUAAAUUGCCAAAGUAUGAAACCAGUAUUUUGAGAAUUUAUUUUCUCCAUAUCCAGUUAGCUUUUGAGGUCUUCAGUUAGAACUGUACAGAUUUUUAGGUGGUCUUUCUUGAAUGCCAACAGAAAUAUUGUCAAGAGAAUUAUAUUCUUGAACUGUUUUGUAUUGAUGGGAUGAUUAACAUUUUUAUGAUUGUUAAAAAUGAGAAUAAGCAAAUGAAAUUUCAAAUAAUAGAUUUUUUAUUACUGUGCUUA
Molecule: messenger RNA, 3611 nt
Organism: Neomonachus schauinslandi (Hawaiian monk seal)
Lineage: Eukaryota; Metazoa; Chordata; Mammalia; Carnivora; Phocidae
Gene: RUFY2
Product: RUN and FYVE domain containing 2
Exons: 18
Coding region: 50-1975 (641 amino acids)
Cellular component (GO): cytoplasm
Molecular function (GO): metal ion binding
Source: RefSeq, a predicted model, not a curated record